AUGCGCUUCCUUGCCACUCUUUUGGCCGUUGCUGGCCUGGCAAUCGGGACUCCUGCCAACCUCGUCGAGAGAUCCGCGCCACCUCGGGUCAAGAAUAUCGACUUCAAAGAAAUGAGAUUGCGAAUGCACCUGAAGCAUCCGACUCACCUAAUCUCUCAGUCUUUCGACUUGAACGAUGUAAAGGGGAUGUUGGUGUCUCGCGCUGGCACAGCAGAUACAAUCUACAUUCGUAACUUCAACACCUUCAUCCCAAUGACCAGCUUCCGAAACGGACCGACUUCGGAUGGAGAGACCACCGCAGAGAACCACUGCUUCAUGUGGGACGAAUGGGAGCUUCGCGAUGUCAAGUCAUACUGGAGUUCGUAUACGGCAGCUUCCAAGAUGCAGCAUGUUGGGCUCGUCGGCGACCCCGAGACUGUGGCGAUCCCCUGGGAGGAGAAAGUUUCCGUCAAGAGGAGGAUCAGUCUUACUCCUGACUGGAGGCCCAUUAAAUCUGUGCUGAGCAUUGCACUGGGCAUGAAUACAACGGACGAAUGGACCCAUGGGGGAACCUUCCAAUGCACGACUGCUCCCAAUAAGAGAAUCCGUCUUUGGUUCCAGAAGUAUGUCGGAUCAGCAUAUGCAUUCAAGAAGAUAUGUAGAAGUUGCGGCGGUGAAAGACCGGUGUGUGAGCAAACGUGGACGCCACAGGGCCAGAUCAUCAUUCCCUCUGAUGGCUCCGAUCCAGACCUCAACUACAACAUGCAUUGUAGCUCUGAUUAG
Molecule: messenger RNA, 762 nt
Organism: Colletotrichum abscissum
Lineage: Eukaryota; Fungi; Ascomycota; Sordariomycetes; Glomerellales; Glomerellaceae
Exons: 3
Coding region: 1-762 (253 amino acids)
Source: RefSeq, a predicted model, not a curated record